Messenger RNA from Protobothrops mucrosquamatus (brown spotted pit viper), 1416 nucleotides. It is a transcript of the gene NYX, whose product is annotated as nyctalopin. NCBI's taxonomy places the organism in Eukaryota, Metazoa, Chordata, Lepidosauria, Squamata, Viperidae. Gene Ontology annotation, cellular component: plasma membrane. The transcript has 2 exons. Gene Ontology annotation, molecular function: protein binding. The record is from RefSeq and is a predicted model, not a curated record. The coding region runs from base 1 to 1416 and encodes 471 amino acids.
AUGUUGGCCAUCAUUUUAAAUGUCUUGCUUUGCAUCUGCCCUGUGCAUUCGGUGUGGGCUUGUGUCCGUUCCUGUCCUAUCAGUUGUAUCUGCACUGAAGAGAAGAGUUGUGCCAUUCUUUGUGACCGAACUGGCCUUGCACAGAUCCCUAAUGAGUUUCCUUGUGAAGCAUAUUCUAUUAACUUGGAUAAAAAUAACAUCAAAUUCCUUGCUGAGAGGGCAUUUGGUACCCUCCCAGCCCUAAAAUCUCUCUCAAUAAGCCAUAACAACAUAUCCUUUAUUACUCCUGGUGCUUUCAAAGGGCUUGCUAGCUUAACUGAGUUAAAAAUGGCCCACAAUGAAUACAUUCGUUAUCUGCAUACCAGGACUUUUAUUUCUCUCCAGAAACUAGUCCGAUUGGAUUUAGCAGACUGCAAUCUUUUCAACAUUCCAGACAGGAUUUUUAUAGAACUUCCAGCUCUUCGAGAACUCUUCUUCUUUCAGAAUAACUUCCGAAGGAUCCCAGGAGCUAUAAGAGAAAUGGAGAAUUUAACCCAUGUUUAUUUGGAGAACAACAAGAUAGAAGCAGUAGCAUAUAAUUCACUUCUGGGCCUCAUCCGGUUGAAAUAUCUCAAUCUGCAAGUCAACAGAAUAAAUGUCAUUCAUAAUAGAGCUUUUCAGGAUUGUCAGAAACUGGAGUACCUUUAUUUAAAUGACAACUUUAUCGGUGACCUCCCUGAUAAUUCCUUUGAUGGUCUGCGGCAUCUAAAGAUGCUUAAUCUUGGUGGUAACUUUCUCAAAAUUGUCUCUAAUACUUGGUUCCAGGAUCAAUCUGAACUGGAAGUUUUGUAUUUGGACAGAAACUGGAUCAGUUAUAUUGAGGAAGGUGCUUUUGAAAACCUCACGAGUUUAGUAUAUUUGCACUUGAACAGUAACAAUUUAACUACGUUGCCUUUCUUAGUCUUUCAACCAGUCUAUCUCCUAGGAGGACUCUACCUUUUCCGGAACCCCUGGGAAUGCGAUUGCAAGAUUGAGUGGCUGAAAGAGUGGAUGGAGAAUUAUGGACUUGUGAGAGAUAUUCCUUGCACUUCCCCGUCUUCAGUAGUUGGCCUUGACUUAAUUGAUGUUAUUUUUGAGAAGACAGAUGAAGGUUUAUGUCUUGACCCAGAAGAAUUAAACAUCUCAUCUUCUACCCCUCUUCCCAUGCAAGAACUACAGUCAACUACAGAGAAUAAAUUCAACAGUCUUAUCUCAAAAUUUCUACUCCAGAAGGGACUUUCAGAGGAGGUGGUAAACACCACAGAAGGUUUCAGCAACACUACUCUGUUAGAUGACUUGAUUAAUAAAGCAUCUUUAGGACAAGGAGAAUGGAAUAUAAAACAAAUAUAUUUUAAUAUUUGGAUAUUCUUUGUAUCUCAAGUGUUAUGGACCAUAUAG